UUUGCUUUGUAUGGAAAUAUACAAUUAAAUAUUUCAAAUUAAUAAAACAAAUUCUCGAACUUUAUACAAAGACAUCCAAAAGGCUUUCAUUCUCUUUCUCUGUUUCUGCAUUUAUAUUCAUUUGAUAAGAAGAAGAAAACUUUACUUGCUUGCCCCAGGUGCUUUCUUCCUUAGGGUUAAAAACCUUCCAAAACCGUUGAACAAACCCAGGAAAAAAAAAAAAAACAACCUCAACAACCCCAUUGAUUUUGUUCUUUUGGGUUUAGGAAGAGGGAAGAAAAGUUUAAACCUUUGAGUGGUGGUGGGAAAAGGAAAAAAAAAAAAAAAGAUGAAGAGGGUGAAGAUGGACCCGUUUGUGCUACCCAACAGGCUCACACUGCUUCAAAUAUUCAUGGUGGUGAUGCUUCUUUACAUGCUCUUCAUGAGUUUCGAAAUCCCUCUUGCUUUCAGAGCUGGGUUUGGCUCUGUCUCUUCUGAAAGUGGUGGUGCUUUUGGGUUUCUCACCGACGCAUUGCCCAUGUCCAUGCCCAUGCCCAUGCCACUGUUGCAAGAAGAACUCCAAACCCAACAUGCAAUUCGACCCUCAGGGGAAUCCUUUGGGGUACCCAGAGGAUCGUUGUUGCAGAAAGUUUCCAGCUUGAGCUUCAACGAGAGCUUUUCGGAGGUUUCUGAACUGCACAAGGUUGCUAAGCAUGCUUGGCUUACGGGGAAGAAGCUGUGGGGCGAAGUGGAAAGUGGGAAAGUUGAGAGCUUUGCGAAGUUUAAGGUUGAGAACGGUUCGGACUCUUGUAGGGAUUCGAUUUCGCUGUCUGGGUUUGAGUUCAGGGAGCGUUUCAAGGGUGUGAUGGUGUUGCCUUGUGGGUUGACCCUUUGGUCUCACGUGACCGUUGUUGGGACCCCUCGUUGGGCUCAUGCGGAGCGUGACCCCAAGAUUGCGGUGUUGAGGGAUGGUGAUGAUGCUGUGAUGGUGUCACAGUUCAUGAUGGAGCUGCAAGGGUUGAAGGCCGUGGACAAGGAGGAGCCACCGAGGAUACUGCAUUUCAACCCGAGGUUGAAAGGGGAUUGGAGUGGGAAACCGGUGAUUGAGCAGAACACUUGCUAUAGGAUGCAGUGGGGUUCUGCUCUCAGGUGUGAGGGGUGGAGGUCUCGUGUGGAUGAGGAAACUGUUGAUGGACACGUGAAAUGCGAGAAGUGGAUUCGUGAUGACAAUAGUCAUUCGGAAGAGUGGAAGGCAACAUGGUGGUUAAACAGACUGAUAGGGAGAAAAAAGAAGGUGACCAUAGACUGGCCAUUUCCUUUUGCAGAGGGGAAAUUAUUUGUUCUCACCAUAAGUGCUGGCUUGGAAGGUUACCAUGUUAGUGUGGAUGGGAGGCAUGUGACAUCCUUUCCCUAUCGCACGGGCUUUGCUCUUGAGGAUGCUACUGGACUAUCCAUAAAUGGGGAUGUUGAUGUGCACUCUAUAUUUGCUGCUUCCUUACCUACUUCACAUCCUAGCUUUGCUCCACAGAUGCAUCUUGAAUUGCUUCCUCAGUGGAAAGCUCCUCUUCUUCUCAAUGCGAAUGUGGAGCUUUUCAUUGGUAUCCUUUCUGCUGGCAACCAUUUUGCUGAACGGAUGGCAGUGAGAAAGUCCUGGAUGCAACAUAAGCUAAUCAAAUCAUCACAUGUUGUGACUCGGUUUUUUGUAGCCUUGCAUGCAAGAAAGGAUAUAAAUGUGGAUAUAAGGAAAGAAGCAGAGUAUUUUGGAGAUAUUAUUAUAGUCCCAUACAUGGAUCAUUAUGACCUUGUUGUGUUGAAGACCAUAGCCAUCUGUGAAUACGGGAUUCGUUCAGUGGCUGCUAACUAUAUCAUGAAGUGUGACGAUGACACUUUUGUUGGAGUGGAUUCUAUCAUAAGCGAAUUAAGACAAGUUCAAAGUGAAAGAAGUCUGUACAUGGGAAAUAUGAAUUACCACCAUAAGCCUUUACGCCAUGGGAAAUGGGCUGUAACUUAUGAGGAAUGGGUAGAGGAAGAGUAUCCUACCUAUGCUAAUGGUCCAGGUUACAUAGUCUCAUCUGACAUUGCUCAGUUCAUUGUUUCUGACUUUGAGAAGCGCAGAUUAAAAUUAUUUAAAAUGGAGGAUGUGAGCAUGGGAAUGUGGGUAGAGCAGUUCAACAACUCAAGACCAGUAGAGUAUGUGCACAGCUUGAAGUUCUGCCAAUUUGGAUGCAUUGAAGAUUACUACACUGCACAUUACCAAUCACCAAGACAAAUGACCUGCAUGUGGGAUAAAUUGCAAACUCAGGGAAAACCACUCUGUUGCAACAUGAGAUGACAAAUGGUGAAGUUCUAUGGUCUUAAAACAUAUAUCUCUGUAAAUACACAGUUUUAGGAGGGAGUUGGGGGUGUAACUUUGAUACAUCACCUAGUUGUUCGUUGUUUUUUCCCCCCAUUUUGAUUCAUCUCCACACCUAAAAGUAUAGAUGGCCUAUGUAUAUCAUCAUAUAUACAGUGUUGAAGUUGGAUACCAUAGCAAUCAG
Gastrolobium bilobum is the source of this 2516-nucleotide messenger RNA. Its product is annotated as hydroxyproline O-galactosyltransferase GALT6-like. Gene Ontology annotation, molecular function: carbohydrate binding; galactosyltransferase activity. NCBI's taxonomy places the organism in Eukaryota, Viridiplantae, Streptophyta, Magnoliopsida, Fabales, Fabaceae. Gene Ontology annotation, cellular component: Golgi membrane. The transcript is spliced from 7 exons. The coding region runs from base 329 to 2311 and encodes 660 amino acids. The record is from RefSeq and is a predicted model, not a curated record.